Drepanopeziza brunnea f. sp. 'multigermtubi' MB_m1 is the source of this 1332-nucleotide messenger RNA. RefSeq lists its product as uncharacterized. The record is from RefSeq and is a predicted model, not a curated record. Lineage: Eukaryota; Fungi; Ascomycota; Leotiomycetes; Helotiales; Drepanopezizaceae.
AUGCCCCCAUGGGGAAGACCACCAGGGGCGAAGGGGAGCAGGAGGAGGCGUCAGUGGGAGGCUGAGCAAGUGUUUUGGGACGAGUCUCGCGUGGAGGAGCUCGAUAGCGAUGACACUGAUACACAAGGCGUUGGGUUGAAAAAUUCUGGGGGGAAAAGGUUUUACAGCGAUCCACUUCAUUUUACAGGAGGCGAUAUGGCCUCGGCAUCUCGGGCUAGACGGAGUUAUGCUUUUGGGGAUUCAGAGGAUUCUUCUGAGUCGGAGGAUUCGGAGGUCGCGGGGACGGACGCUGUGCAGAUUGCUUUGAGAGACAAGGAGGAGGCGUUAGUGCAGUCUGCGCUGGCUCGGAUCCGGCGUGCACAGGAAAAGGGGAAGCGAGAAGUCAAACUUAACCAGGAUGAGCUGGACGCUUUGGAGAACCGACGGAAGCGUAUGCAAGCAGCAGCAACUGCCAAAGCACAGAAAGGGAGCGGCUCAAGUGGCGGUAGCGAUAAGGAGAAACGAAGACGGGGCGACAGGAUUUCAGUCCCACUUGCACUCGCUGCUGCGGAACCAGUAGGUCGGCCAAGCAGCCUUCACAGCAAUAAAAAGGGCAAGGGGAAAUCCACACGCUCAGAAGACUCUCCCGCCAACCCACCUGGUUUGCUCUUACCAGGCGCAGACGAGCACCUCGCCUACACUGCUCUCGGCACAUAUCCUUCUCAAGUCCAACCUCAAUCUACUUCCCGUAGCUCGCGCUCAGCAACGACCCAACAGCUGCGCGAUAGCAACAACACCGUGCCUUACUUGAACCUCACCCAAGGCCGCCACUUCUCAGAUGGCAUGCAGCCUGCUUCAUCUUACAGCAACAGCUCUCGCCGUCCAUUACCUGACGACGCAGACUGGCACCCUUCCAACUCCCGCCCUUCAUCCGUCGCUUCUAGCCACUCUCAAUCUCAGGGCUUUAUUGUAGACCCGUUCGAAUACCAAGUCUCUUCCGGCACACCACCGCCUGUACCGCACCAAUACCUCCAGUCGCAGUCUCAAGGGCGGAUGAACCUCUCGGGUCCAGCAGACGUUACGUACUCCUCCGUUCGCCGCACGCUGCCUGUAACUUCGAGCUAUAGCCGCGCCCCAGCUUCCGACCCGAAUCUGCGGAGCAGACGCUUGUAUGAGCCGGACAUCAUGGAUAGCUCCAGCGAGGAGGAAGUCGAGAGCGAUGACUUGGGGAAUGGGGUGCAGGUAUUCGUCGAAGAAGAACGAGAGGUUGAACGCGAUAGGGAGCGGGAAAGGGGAAAGGAAAAGCACGUUUCGAGGAAGCCGGUUGGCGGGAAGAAAAAGGGGAAGCGGUGA